Vombatus ursinus (common wombat) is the source of this 3130-nucleotide messenger RNA. It is a transcript of the gene MRPL12, whose product is annotated as mitochondrial ribosomal protein L12. The transcript has 5 exons. The record is from RefSeq and is a predicted model, not a curated record. The coding region runs from base 52 to 654 and encodes 200 amino acids. Gene Ontology annotation, biological process: mitochondrial transcription; translation. Gene Ontology annotation, molecular function: structural constituent of ribosome. NCBI's taxonomy places the organism in Eukaryota, Metazoa, Chordata, Mammalia, Diprotodontia, Vombatidae. Gene Ontology annotation, cellular component: ribosome; mitochondrial large ribosomal subunit.
GUCGCCUUCCGCCCGUGGAGUCGCGUGAGUGACCUUCUCGCGUCCACCGCAAUGCUGGCUGCGGCUGCUCGCCCCCUGCGGGGGCCCUGUUUGAGGUUCCGGGCCGCGGCCCUGCUCCAGACCAGGCUACCAUUAUUGGGUGUUUGUGCCCUGAGGCUAAUGAGAAGCAGCUGUCAUCAAAGAAGAAGUGAAACUCUGGCUGAAGCCACUCUGGACAAUGCCCCCAAGCAAUACCCUCCUAAGAUUCAGCAGUUAGUACAGGACAUCGCUGGCCUCACUCUACUGGAAAUCUCUGAUCUCAACGAGUUAUUGAAGAAAACACUGAAGAUUCAGGAUGUGGGGCUGGUGCCAAUGGGUGGCAUGGUACCAGGUGCUGCUACCGCAAAGAUAGCCCCUGAGGCAGCAGACGAGGGAGAGGCACCCAAGCAGAAGGAACGAACACAUUUCACUGUUCGGCUGACAGAAGCCAAGCCUGUGGAUAAAGUGAGACUAAUCAAGGAAGUAAAGAGUUACAUCCAAGGCAUAAAUCUUGUCCAGGCAAAGAAGCUGGUAGAGUCCUUACCACAGGAAAUCAAAGCCAAUGUUGCCAAAUCAGAAGCAGAGAAGAUUAAAGCAGCCUUGGAAGCAGCUGGCGGCACUGUGAUUUUGGAGUAGGAGUUUGGGGUUCUGAAGGACUUGUGCAAAGCGGGGUUUACUCCAGUCCAGUCUGACCACUUGGGCGGUAGCCCCAUGUGUAUUACUGCCUGCAGACCUGAACAGAUGCGCUUAACCAGUGUGGGUAGUUUGAGUGAGAACUUUCUCAGCUUUUCUGGGGACUCUGUUCUGGGAGGGAAGGGGAGGCCCAUCUGUCCCAGGCCCUUUUAAAAGGCUACUGUGAAGAAGGACUCUGUGAAACACAAGAGUGGGGAACAAGUUUGUUCGAACAGUAGUCUAUGAGGAAAAUAUAUUAUUACCCAUACUUCCAGUGUGUUUAGAAUUGUGUGCUGAAGACCAGACACAGGCAGCCAAGAAUUGGCACAGCAAUAUCUUAAACUACUGAAGUUGGAUGUUGUGGGGAUAACCUAGGUUUGUGAGGUGGUCUGGGCCCUAAGUCUGCCUGCUUGUCCUCUUUGUUGUGGUGCCAGGUAAAUACUGUAUUUCUCAAGUCCUUAAAGAAAGGUACUUCCUUCCUUGUCAUUUUCACCAUCUCUUUGCAGUGUCUGUGGUAUAGUGACUUUAUGAUGGGUACUAUUGGUUUAAAAAAACAAAAGGCAGACACUAUCCCGUCGGCAAGCUUAUAUUGUAAUUGGAGGGACAGUAUGUAUACAUAGAUAUUUAAUAGUACAAGGUAUCAUAGGAAAAAAGGUGUUACAGGAGUUAUAAGAGCUUGAUCACCCAGAGUAUAGAGAAGGCUAUCUGGGAAAGACAGGGUUCAAGAAAGAUCUUGAAGGGUUGGACUUACAUAAAUAGAGAAAGAAGAUAUUUAAAGCAGGAAGAAUAGUGGGAGUAAAAUAGGGGCAAAAGUGUUCUGGAUGUAUUUACGGGAAAGUAAGUAGAUUAGAUUGGCUGGGCAGUUAUAUAGGGUAAACAGGGAAAGGUUCUGGGAGACCUUGAAUCCCAGGCUAAAGAGUUUAGGCCUUUAAUUUAUCCACAGUUGUCAAUACUUGAGGGAAUGGGAGUAGAUGCAACAUUUACAAGCUAAUGAAGUUGCUCUCACCCUUGAAAACUGAGCCAGUUUUAUAACUAAGUAAGCUGAGCUUAACUCUAGGGAUGAGUCCUUUCUGAAGACUCAAAAGGGAUUAGGACCUGUAUGUGCCAUAGUAAUUUAUCCAGAAUAGGCCACUACUGCCCAGCUUUGAAAGAGGGAACCGUGUCUUAAGAGGCAGCCAGCCUGGGAGGUGAGGUAGACAAAUGCUACAGGAGUUAGGAAGCACUGGAUCAGCUGGAUUGUGGGGAAGUCUUCAGAAGACAGAAAAAGUCAUCUAAAGCUUCCCAAUGUCAGUGCCUUAUAUUUGGGGCCUUGCCUAGACUCCCCCCCUGGUUCCAUCUGUGUAGUUACUGAAGAGUUAAUGAUUUGCCUAACUGGGCUGGGGGCAUCUGAUCCCUCCCCAAGUCUUCCUGUUUGCUCUCCGGGGUGUGACGGUUCCCUUGCAAGGUGAUUGCCCCAGACCUGGGGUGAAGCUAACUGUUUUCUGGCAUCUAUUUCCUGGGCUAUUUAUCCCCAGGAACAGAGAUAGAAGCAUAAAAAUCAAUACUAAAUGGAAGUCUUAGGCCCAAAUCUCAAGUUGCUCUGUAUGCUGAUCCCAACUAGUUACAGGUGGACUUCCUCCUUUCCCAAACUCAGUUCCUGGUAAUGGAGAGAAUGAGACCCUUUUCUUUUGCCAUUUUUACUUUUAGCCCUGGACUUUAGGAGAAUGUAAAAUACUAUCUCAGUUUUAAGGCACUUCUAACCUGAACAAGAAACCCCUCUACCAUGAACCCAAGAAGUGGUCAUUCAGCCCUUGUUUAAAAAUUGGAGAGGAAACAUUUACUUCCCAAAAUAAAUCAUUUUACCUUUGGUUAACUUAAUAGUUAAGAGAUUUUUCCUUAUAUCAAACCUAAAUCUUUCUUUACAACUUUAAAACCUACUAUUUCUGGUUCUCCCCUCAGGCCCAGCAAUUCCUAGUCUAAUUCUUCUUCCAAGUGACAGACCUUCAUAUAUUUGAAUACUAGUUUUCUUAUUGUACCCAUUCACUACCCUCUGAGUCUCCUAUAUCAAUUAUCAAUUUUUUCUAUUCUUUAGGCUAAACGUCCCCAGUUCCUGCAACUGAUCCUCAUAUGCCAGGAUCUUGAAUGGCUUAUUCAUUGUCCUCCAGACUGUCUUCAGCAUGUUAAUGGUCUUCCUAAAAUGUGCCCGUGACUGAACAUAAUACUCCACAACUAGUCUAGGUGGGAGUACGGCAUCCUAUAUCCAAUGACAACAUGGCUGCCUUCAUGUAGUAUAAGAUAACAUUAGCUUUUUUGGGGCUGUCAUAUUAUGUUUAGGGAGCUUGCCCUUUAUUCAUACCCUUAGAUCUUUUCCAUCUACACCUUCCCCAUUUUUUCUUGUGAAGUUUGUCUUUUUUUUAAUCCAAGUGUAAGAAAUUUAUCCCUAUUAAAUUUCAUCUUAUUA